Molecule: messenger RNA, 1910 nt
Organism: Ilex paraguariensis (yerba mate)
Lineage: Eukaryota; Viridiplantae; Streptophyta; Magnoliopsida; Aquifoliales; Aquifoliaceae
Source: the annotation of a GenBank genome assembly
CUCCUCAAUCCACACUCCCACCGAAAAAGAAGUAGAUGAAGGGGAGGAAGAAACCCUCAGCCCACAAAAUAAAAGCAACCUUUGGGUAAAUGUUCAGUCUCCCUCUUCCCAACCCUCCUCCCACCAAACACAUAGACUCAGAGAGAGAGAUGGCUCAGGCUUUGCCAUUAGGCCUAUGUCUCUUGUUCAUCUUCGGCCUCUCUUUUGGAGUGUAAUGAACUAAUAAACCCAGACCUAAAUCUCUUCUUUUUGAAGAAGAUGGCCCAAGAACAAAACCCUUCACUGCUCUUGGAUGCUUUGUAUUGUGAAGAAGAACAUUGGGAGGAAGUGAGAGAGAACGGUUUUGAGGAAGAAGAAGAAGAAGAGAGCUAUUACAGUGACUGUAUAAGCCCCAAAUCUCCAUUGUUGCAAGAAUAUGACUUGUUGUGGGAAGAGGAAGAGUUGUCUUCUUUGUUCUCAAAAGAACAGCAAAACCCUCUAUAUAAUAGCUUUGAAACCGACCCAUCAUUGGCUGAGGCUCGCCGGGAGGCGGUGGAGUGGAUGCUCGAAGUGGUUUCUCACUACUCGUUCACUGCUCUCACUGCAGUACUUGCGGUGAACUACCUUGAUAGAUUUCUCUUCAGCAUCAAGUUGCAGAGAGAGAAGCCAUGGAUGACCCAACUCGCUGCUGUGGCCUGUCUCUCUCUUGCUGCCAAAGUUGAAGAGACCCAAGUGCCCCUCCUAUUGGACCUCCAAGUGGAGGAGACUAAGUAUAUAUUUGAGGCAAAAACAAUUCAGAGAAUGGAGAUAUUAGUACUGUCCUCUCUUCAAUGGAAGAUGAACCCUGUUACCCCACUUGCAUUUCUUGACUAUAUUACUAGGAGGCUAGGCUUAAAGAACCACCUCUGUUGGGAAUUCCUUAAGAGAUGCGAGUGUCUCCUUCUCUCUGUCAUUUCAGAUUGUAGAGUAAUGUGUUAUCUUCCUUCUGUAAUGGCCACUGCCACAAUGCUGCAUGUUAUCAAUGGUGUAGAGCCCUGUAUUGGACUAGAGUUCCAAGAUCAACUAUUGGGCAUUCUUGGCAUUGAGAAGGUCAAAGUGGAUGAUUGCUUUAAGCUAAUCCAGGAGUGGGCCUCAAGAGUCCGUUAUUGCUUAUCCAACAAACGCAAGUUUAGGUUAUUGCCAGGCAGCCCCAAAGGGGUCAUGGACAUGUCUUUCAGUUCGGACAGCUCAAACGAAUCAUGGGCAGUGGCAGCAUCGGUUUCUUCCUCACCAGAGCCCUUGUCCAAGAAGAGCCGAGCUCUUGACCAGCAUAACAAUGCAGCAGCAGAUAUUCUCAGCAUUCAUCGCUAGGCCUCCAGUAUCUCUCUUAUUUCCUGAUGGACUAGUCCUAUAUAUGUACAAUAAACAGUAGAUGUUCUUUUAUUUACAAUGUUAAAUUGCCUACCAUCUUUACAUUUCUAUCCGUACCUGAUUCAUAGAGUCGCACACAAAUAUUGUGGUGUUAUCUCUAUGAGUAAUGGGCAUGGAGAUUUGGACUUUGGAGGUAGAGAUGGUUGGCAUUUUAUCCGGAAGAAAGCAGAGAACAUAAACAUAGCAACCAAGUGUAAUUUUAUCUCUCUAUUUAUAUCUGUAAACCCCUUCUUACUUGUAUGGACUUGCUAUUGCUGUUAAUACAGCUUAUUUUUAGGACCAUAUGGACAUAGAUUUUGCUUUUAAAAAACUAGUCAGGAGGGUUAGUUUGUUUUCAUGUGGAGGGAUGAAAAUAUUGUCGGCCUCUGGUGUUUUUGGGGCUAGAUUCAGAGGGAUUAGUCUUGGUUUGACCUCGUUGGAAGAGGCAGUCUCUGUUAGACUUGUUUUGAAAUGAGGCUAAUGACCAUGAGCUCAAUGACUUCUUUCUACCUACUAUGAAACAGUAAACUUUGCAUUGGGAA